GCACUUCAUUUGGCGAAGAAGCUUCGUGGCGUGCGGGCAUGUUGCAGUGCCGGAAAAUGCGCGCGUAAACUGAUAAAUGAGUAGCACAAAGCACAACCGAGUAUAGAGCUACAGCUAGAGCCACAGCCAGAGCCAGAACAAAAAGCAAACAAUACGAGUGUCGUUCCGUCGUUCCGCCGUUCCGCCAUUCGGUUCUUCCGUGUUCCCUGCGUUGUGUUCCAUCCGAUCCCUCGUUAUCCGUCGCCUGGCUAUGUGUUUAUGAAGUGCGUGAAUGAAGUGCCACAAAACGUUGCGGAAACCGUUUGCUGGCCCAUAAAUUGGCCAGCCAACCAGCCAGCCAGCCAGUCAGCCAGUUCGGGCACGCUGCUGUGCUGCUGUUGCGGUCGUCGUCGUCGUCGGCGUCUCAGUUCGCAGUCAAAGUCGUUGUCAAUGCCGUUGAUAAUGCGGUUGGCGCUGGCUGUGCCAGGAGCGGAGUCCGUGCCAGGCCGUAAUUGUCACUCGAAUGACCAUAAAAGCAGCAACAAAUUCAUCAUUGUCACAAAAAUUGAUGCAACAACAAUUACAACAAUAUAACAGCAACAAAAACAAAACAAAUCCAAAAAACCAACAAAGUAUUGCCACCAGCACCACCGGAUAACACGGCCAAUAACCAGAGUGGGGACACCGCGUCAUGUUAGAAGCUAAAACUAAAACUAAAACAACAGAAACAGAAGAAACCGAAGAAACCGAAGAAACAGAGGAAACAAUAACUGCCACAGAAGUAAUUACUGAACCAGCAACAACAGCAACAACUACCAUCCAGAGACCGAUCCUAAGAUGGUCCUAAGCACCGAAUGGUCACAGGUGGAGGUUAUCGAUCUGAUCAACGAUGGCAACGGCCUCGGAUUCAUUCUGGUGGGCGGCCGCAGCACCGGCGUGGUGAUCAAGGCCUUGACGCCGGGCGGCGUUGCCGAGCGGGAUGGGCGCCUACAGCUGGGCGAUCACCUGCUGCAGAUCGGAGAGGUCAAUCUGCGCGGCUUCAGCUCGGAGCAGGUGGCCACAGUUCUUCGUCAGACCGGAGCUCAGGUGCGUCUGAUAGUGGCGCGGCCAGUGGAGCCGACUGCCAUCGAUUACCAAACGCUGGCCAGUCAUGCGCCGAUUAUACCAACUAAGCUCCUCUCCGACCCGGAAGAACUGUCGCGUCAUCUCUUCCAGAACACGAGCUUCACCAAUGCUGCGGCAGCUGCUGCUGCUGCUGCUGCGGCUGCGGCUGCGGCUGCUGCCGGCUCCGUGGACGUGACCAGUCUGGUGGGUCUGGUGCGGGGCGGGCCCGCCGAUGGCUCUGAACUGGCCACGGCUGAGCCGCCGCUGGGCGUCGGACACCACCUGCAACUGGGCGAGCUGACGGACCUGGCCGAUUUCCCCCUGCCGCCCAUACCCCCCCACAUGAUCGGGAGCCACAGCAGCAGCAGCUCGAUGGAGGCCAAUGGCCGGCAGUGUCCGCGCGACCUCGACAUUGUGCCCUUCUCCAUACUCUCGCCGCCCCCUCGUCCCGCCCUGCAGCUAGCCCUGGAACCGCGCUGGAGAACUAGGGACGGGGAGGAGGGGGGAGACGAGGACGAUCAGCAUAUUGAGACUGUGAUAGCCGGCAAACUGUUGGCCGACGAGGUGGACAACGACGACGAGGGAGACAGCGAGGGGGACUCCGCCUCCGGCUCGCCCUCGUACAUGGACUCCCCGGAGACGGAGACGUACGUGGUGGAGCUGCACAAGAACGUCUACGGGCUGGGCAUUACUGUGGCCGGCUAUGUGUGCGAGGAGGAGGACCUGUCCGGGAUCUUCGUGAAGAGCAUCAUCGAGGGCAGCGCCGCGGAGACGAGCGGCCAGAUCCAGAUCAACGAUCGCAUCGUGGCCGUCGAUGGACGCUCCUUGUCCGGCGUGACGAACCAUCAGGCCGUGGAGCUGCUGCGGAACACGGACAUUGAGGUGCACCUGACGCUGGAGCGGUUCCUGCGCGGCCGCAAGUUCGAGCAUCUGCAGGUGGCCCUCACGGAGAUCAAGGGUCGCUCCGCCCCCUGCACGGCGGACAACGAUGGCGACGGACAGUCGCAGCUGUCGAUGCCGGGGUCCCCAUCGAUAGCCACGCUCAGCUGGCUGCCACCCAAGUCCCUUGACGCCGACUCGAUUGCCACCGAGGAGGGCGAGGCGGAGGGCGAAGCGGCGGAGGAUGCCGACCCGCUGGAAUUGGCCGAUCUGCCCUCGCGGGACACCGUCGAGUCGAACAUGUCGCACUUGCUGGACCGCAGCGAUCACAGUGGCCCGGCCAAGGCUGCCAAUCCCAGUCCAUCAGUCCCAAGUCCCCCCCCUCCGACGCUGACCAAUGGCCAGCUGGUGCAGAGGAGCAGAGGCCACGGCAUGGCGGCGGAUGACAGUGGCAACGACACCGACGAGCAGUGUCCAGAGCCAGAGCCCGAGCCAGAUCCCGCCCAGAGUCGGACGCCCACCAAUGAGCUGGAUGGGGUGGCAAUAGGGGCGGCGGCGGCGGUGGGGGUGGUGGGCGAGGUCAAGGUCGAGAAGGCGGCCAGCCCGAGCGCCGCCUCGCUGCGGGUGGCCUGGAAAAGUGAGUUUCCCGACAGUGAAAUUUUAGUUGCCGAAAUAAAUAAACUUUCAGGUCUAGGGAUCAGCCUCGAGGGCACCGUCGACGUCGAGUGCGGUAUUGAGAAGCGUCCGCACCACUACAUACGCUCCAUACUCGAGGACGGUCCCGUCGGCCGCCAGGGCAUCCUGCGGCCCGGCGACGAGCUGCUCCAGGUCAACGAGCACAAGCUCCAGGGACUGCGCCACAUCGACGUGGUCAAGAUCCUGAAGGAGCUGCCCGCGCGCGUCAAACUGGUCUGUGCCCGCGGCACCCGUGUGCCCUCGAUCAUCAACACCUCGCAGAAUGCGGAGGCAUUUGAGACGCGCAGCCUCCUGCCCGGUGGCCACCAGAGCCUGCAGAAUCUGCUUAGCAAGGCGCAGUCGGAGAGCUCCCUGUACACGUCCAGCACGGCGACGCUGACGGAUGCCGUCGGAGCAGCGGGCAAUGGCAAUGGCAACGGCAACGGCAACGGAAGUCAGCAGCGCUCCAAGUCGCUGGAGAACGUGUCCGGACUGGCGCUGUGGAGCUGCGAGGUGACGGCAGUGGACAUUGAGAAGACGGAGCAGGGCUUCGGCUUCUCCAUCCUCGACUACCAGGACCCGCUCGACUCGGAUGGCAGUGUGAUUGUGAUACGCGGCCUGAUACGCGGUGGUGCUGCGGAGGCAACCAACGAGAUAUAUCCCGGCGAUCGCCUCAUGAGCGUCGGCGAACAUUUGCUCCAGGGCCUCGAACUGGACGAGGCCGUUUCCAUUCUCAAGGCCAUGCCGCCGGGCCUCACGCGCCUGGGCAUCUGUCGGCCACUCUCCACGUCGGACAGCAACAGCAACAUAGCCUCGCCGCUGGGCGACUCGUCCAGCACAUAGUGACAGCCCCUCGAUGGCCACUCGGAGCCAGCGCCAUUCUCAAUGUAUUAUAUGACCCUUAUAUCAGCGAUGUGAAGGCACCAACCACCACACCACACCACCCGCAACAGAACGAGAACGAGAACCAGCAG
Drosophila obscura is the source of this 3611-nucleotide messenger RNA. Its product is annotated as patj homolog. Lineage: Eukaryota; Metazoa; Arthropoda; Insecta; Diptera; Drosophilidae. The transcript is spliced from 3 exons. Gene Ontology annotation, molecular function: protein binding. The record is from RefSeq and is a predicted model, not a curated record. Bases 817 to 3480 code for a protein of 887 amino acids.